AUGUCGCCGUACGCCGGAGUGCGGCUCGGCAAGAUGAGUCCGCAGCCCAACUUGGAGCCGCUGCGCGCGAUCAUGUUCGUAGGGUCGCCAAUCGACCGCCCUACCCUACUGGAGCUGGAGACCAAGUUCCGGCUGAGGGCGGUGCAGGUUUACGGCAUGACGGAAGUCCUGAUGACGCUGAGCGACACCAGAAACAACCCCGCGCCGCUGGGUUCCGUGGGUCGCCCGCAGCCUACCGUGGAGAUCAAGGUGGUGGACACGCAGACGGGGGAGGCGCUGGGACCGGGUAAGGAGGGGGAGCUGUGCUUCCGCGGUCCGAUGGUGACCCGCGGCUAUUACAACGACCCCGCCGCCACCGCUGCCGCCAUCGACGCGGAUGGCUGGUUCCACACCGGCGACGUCGGCUACUACGACGCAUCUGGUCUCUUCUACGUCACAGACCGCAUCAAAGACUUCAUCAAGUACAAGGGGGAACACGUGCCGUCUGCGCAUCUCGAGGCAACCCUGCUGAAGCACCCGGCGGUGCUGGAGGCUGCCGUCGUGGGGAUUCCCAACCCUGAGACCACGGAGCUGCCCCGAGCGUACGUCGUCGUCAAGCCCGGCGUGGACGUAUCUGCCGAAGAACUAGUCAGUUUCGUCAGCAAGGAAGUUUCUGAUCACAAAAAGCUCCGCGGAGGAGUUAUCUUCUUGGACAAACUGCCAAGGACGGCCACAGGAAAAACGUUUAAGAGGAUCCUGAGAGAACUGGCUACAAAGGAUGUGGAUGAAUAA
This is a messenger RNA of Schistocerca piceifrons (Central American locust), 771 nucleotides long. RefSeq names its product luciferin 4-monooxygenase-like. The coding region runs from base 1 to 771 and encodes 256 amino acids. The record is from RefSeq and is a predicted model, not a curated record. Gene Ontology annotation, molecular function: CoA-ligase activity. Lineage: Eukaryota; Metazoa; Arthropoda; Insecta; Orthoptera; Acrididae. The transcript has 4 exons.